AUGCCUUUCUUCCGCAAAGAGACCCAGUCUCAUUCAACUUCCUCAACUACAGAGACAAAACAACGAUCUCUGCGUUCAUUAUUCAACCGCACAGCUCGCACUCCAGUCAAGCAGCCAACACAAACACAAACACAUACCUGUCAGGCACCAGCCAUCCAACAGCCCAACCCUUCUCUCUCCCUCUCCCAAUCCACGUCAGAAACCCAAUUCCAGUGGGAAGACAUCGACCCCCCAGCCGAGUACAACUAUCUCGUCUCCUCAAACCGAUCCCAAACAACACUGUCAGCUACCGCUACCCCGCAUCACCACCAACAACUAUCCCAGGUCGAAAUCGCAAGCACAGACCCCAGCAUGCUGAACCACUCUCACUCCAAUUCGUCACUACCCGGCUACAACGACGUAAGUGGUGCCGUUGUCGUCGAUGUCGACGGGUACCCGCGCUUCCUGACGCCUCAGGAAGAAGAGGAUAGAAAGGAUACUCUGCAGCGAGCUGUAAGGGAACGGAUGAUGGGGCUGCCGCGACGGACGGACUUUAAUUGGGAGGCAUCAGAUGGGCCGGUUUUGCCCCGGUAUGAGUGUGAGCCACCUACUGGGGCUGUGGGCGUUCCGGCUGGUGUUGCUGGUGGUGGGAAGUGA
Molecule: messenger RNA, 636 nt
Organism: Aspergillus puulaauensis
Lineage: Eukaryota; Fungi; Ascomycota; Eurotiomycetes; Eurotiales; Aspergillaceae
Exons: 1
Coding region: 1-636 (211 amino acids)
Source: RefSeq, a predicted model, not a curated record